This is a messenger RNA of Paramuricea clavata, 285 nucleotides long. The record is from the annotation of a GenBank genome assembly. Lineage: Eukaryota; Metazoa; Cnidaria; Anthozoa; Malacalcyonacea; Plexauridae.
AGUGUAUUGAAGGAAAAACAGCCAAAUACCAAUUCACAACAACAAAUUGCCCAAAUUUCAAGCAAAAACAUUGAAACUCCUAAAUCAAGCGAAGAAAGUUAUAUUCAAAAGCAACCAAACACUCAAAAGCCACGACCCACGACAAAAUCCUCGCACGAGUCGCUCGGUGACGAGCGAAAUGUCGUCGGCAUUGGUGGUCAUGUUAUGAACUCAGGAGACAGUGCGGGACACGUUAGGAUAACUGAUGUGGACAAUAGUACAGGAAGCUUUGGGACAAAGUUAUAG